This is a messenger RNA of Oryza sativa Japonica Group (Japanese rice), 4062 nucleotides long. RefSeq names its product putative leucine-rich repeat receptor-like serine/threonine-protein kinase At2g24130. The record is from RefSeq and is a predicted model, not a curated record. Lineage: Eukaryota; Viridiplantae; Streptophyta; Magnoliopsida; Poales; Poaceae. Gene Ontology annotation, molecular function: protein kinase activity; protein binding; ATP binding. Gene Ontology annotation, biological process: protein phosphorylation.
AAAAAAAACCAUGGGUUUUUCAUAUUCUCAUCCGCUGCUUCUCAUAAUCUCUUGCUUUAAAACAUUACUCUACCUUAGAUUUUACUACUAGAUAACUAAGUAGUACUAAUAUAUUUCGAUCAAAUCGCGAUUAACAUAGGACUGUUUCGCUGUGUACGCGUGCACCGUACCUUUUUGUACGCACGCAUACAUGAUCACACGCAGCUAGCACUUUAAUCACCCUGUCUAACCCACUGUCAAUUAUUUAUUUAACCAUUUCCAUCCCUAAUCCAUUCCGACGGUCAAACCAAACAUGUAUAUCCACACCAAUGGGCCCCAACUUUCAGUGAGACACCGGAGACGCUGAGCCCAUUCACGUUGCGCCACGUGUCCUAUUCGCACGAUGUCAAAUACUUGGCGCCAAGGUGUAACGGCUGCGGCUAGAGCUUAUAGCCCAAACGGUAGUUAGGCAGCCAUGUCUCCCCCCCUUCCUUUCCCUCCUUUAAAAUCCCCAGCGGUGUAGCAAACGUAGCUAUCAAGAGCAUUUGCAUUUUGCACCCAAUGUCUUAAGAGGUUAGAACCACAUGCUCUCUUCCUCCUCCCUCCCAUGGCGCCCGUGCCCAUCUCCGUCUUCGUCUUCGUCUUCAUCUUCAUUUUCUUCCUCCUCGACGGCUCGAUACCGACUCUCGGGUCAAAUGACCAUUCCGCGCUUAUGUCCUUCAAGUCUGGUGUGUCUAAUGAUCCUAAUGGAGCACUCGCCAACUGGGGAUCCCUCAAUGUGUGCAAUUGGACCGGUGUCUCUUGCGACGCGUCGAGACGGCGUGUCGUGAAGCUGAUGCUACGAGACCAGAAGCUCUCCGGUGAGGUCUCUCCCGCGCUCGGCAAUCUAUCCCACCUUAAUAUACUCAAUCUCUCGGGGAACCUCUUCGCCGGGAGAGUUCCGCCGGAGCUUGGGAAUCUCUUCCGACUCACCUUGCUUGACAUUUCGUCGAACACCUUUGUCGGGAGAGUCCCGGCUGAGCUUGGGAACCUCUCUAGCCUAAAUACACUUGAUCUCUCCCGAAACCUCUUCACCGGCGAAGUGCCGCCGGAGCUCGGCGACCUCUCUAAGCUUCAGCAGCUCAGCCUUGGUAACAAUCUCCUGGAGGGUAAAAUUCCGGUGGAGCUCACGCGCAUGUCGAACCUGAGCUACCUCAACCUCGGCGAGAACAACCUCUCCGGCCGCAUCCCGCCGGCCAUCUUCUGCAACUUCUCCUCCUUGCAGUACAUUGAUCUCUCCUCCAACUCGCUCGACGGCGAGAUCCCCAUAGAUUGCCCGCUCCCCAACCUGAUGUUCCUCGUCUUGUGGGCGAACAACCUCGUCGGCGAGAUCCCUCGCUCGCUGUCGAACUCGACGAAUCUCAAAUGGCUUCUGCUGGAGUCGAAUUACCUCUCCGGCGAGCUCCCCGCCGACAUGUUCGGCGGCAUGAGGAAGUUAGAGCUCUUGUACCUAUCGUUCAACUACCUCAGGAGCCCAGAGAACAACACCAACCUUGAGCCUUUCUUUGCCUCGCUGACCAACUGCACCAGCCUCAAGGAGCUCGGCGUCGCCGGCAACGAGCUCGCCGGCGUGAUCCCGCCGAUCGCCGGCCGCCUCGGCCCGGGCCUCACGCAGCUCCACCUCGAGUACAACAGCAUCUUCGGCGCGAUCCCUGCGAACCUCUCCAACCUCACCAACCUCACGGCGCUCAACCUGUCGCACAACCUCAUCAAUGGCUCCAUCCCGCCGGCGGCCGUCGCCGGCAUGCGGCGGCUAGAGCGGCUGUACCUCUCCGACAACAUGCUCUCCGGCGAGAUCCCGCCGUCGCUCGGGGAGGUCCCGCGGCUCGGGCUCGUCGACCUCUCGCGCAACCGGCUCGCCGGCGGCAUCCCGGCCGCCGCGCUCUCCAACCUCACCCAGCUCCGGUGGCUCGUCCUGCAUCACAACCACCUCGCCGGAGUCAUCCCUCCCGGCAUCGCGCAAUGCGUGAACCUCCAGAAUCUUGAUCUCUCUCACAACAUGUUGAGAGGCAAGAUCCCUGAUGAUUUGUCGGAGCUGAGUGGGCUGCUUUAUUUGAAUCUUUCGAGUAAUUUGUUGGAAGGGAUGAUCCCGGCGACCAUCGGCAGGAUGGCGAUGCUGCAGGUGCUCAACCUGUCGUCGAACCGGCUCUCCGGCGACAUCCCGACGCAGAUCGGCGGCUGCGUCGCGCUCGAGUACGUCAACGUCUCCGGCAACGCGCUGGAGGGCGGCCUCCCCGACGCCGUCGCCGCGCUGCCGUUCUUGCAGGUUCUUGACGUGUCCUACAAUGGCCUCUCGGGCGCUCUGCCUCCGUCGUUGGGGGCGGCGGCGUCGCUGCGGCGGGUGAAUUUCUCCUACAAUGGGUUCUCCGGCGAGGUGCCGGGUGAUGGCGCCUUCGCGAGCUUCCCCGACGACGCGUUCCUCGGCGACGAUGGGCUGUGCGGGGUGAGGCCUGGCAUGGCUCGGUGCGGCGGCCGCCGCGGCGAGAAGCGCCGCGUGCUCCAUGACCGGCGCGUGUUGCUGCCGAUUGUUGUCACGGUGGUUGGCUUCACGCUGGCGAUUCUCGGCGUCGUCGCGUGCCGUGCGGCGGCGAGGGCGGAGGUGGUGAGGCGAGACGCGCGCCGGUCGAUGCUGCUCGCCGGCGGCGCAGGCGACGAGCCGGGCGAGAGGGACCACCCGAGGAUCUCGCACCGGGAGCUCGCCGAGGCGACGGGCGGCUUCGAUCAGGCGAGCCUGAUCGGCGCCGGGCGGUUCGGGCGCGUCUACGAGGGGACGCUCCGCGACGGCACGCGCGUCGCCGUGAAGGUGCUCGACCCGAAGAGCGGCGGCGAGGUGUCCCGGAGCUUCAAGCGGGAGUGCGAGGUGCUCCGGCGGACGCGCCACCGGAACCUGGUGCGCGUGGUCACCACCUGCAGCCAGCCGGACUUCCACGCGCUCGUGCUCCCGCUGAUGCGCAACGGGAGCCUCGAGGGCCGCCUCUACCCGCGAGACGGCCGCGCCGGGCGCGGCCUCGGCCUCGCCCAGCUCGUCGCCGUCGCCGCCGACGUCGCCGAGGGGCUCGCCUACCUGCACCACUACGCGCCGGUGAGGGUGGUGCACUGCGACCUCAAGCCCAGCAACGUCCUCCUCGACGACGACAUGACCGCCGUCGUCGCCGACUUUGGCAUCGCCAAGCUGGUCAAGAACGCCGACGGCGACGUCACCACCAACUCCGGCAGCAUCGCCGCCGCCUCAUCUGAUCCUUGCAACUCCAUCACCGGAUUGUUACAAGGCUCAGUCGGCUACAUUGCACCAGAAUAUGGAUUAGGAGGGCAUCCAUCUACACAGGGUGACGUGUACAGCUUCGGCGUGAUGAUACUCGAGCUGAUCACCGGGAAGAGGCCAACUGACGUCAUCUUCCACGAGGGCCUCACGCUGCACGACUGGGUCAGGCGACACUACCCGCACGACGUCGCCGCCGUGGUGGCGCGGUCGUGGCUGACGGACGCCGCCGUGGGCUACGACGUCGUGGCGGAGCUGAUCAACGUCGGGCUCGCGUGCACGCAGCACUCGCCGCCGGCGCGGCCGACCAUGGUGGAGGUGUGCCACGAGAUGGCGCUCCUCAAGGAGGACCUCGCCAAGCACGGGCACGGCGGCAGCGGCGGCGACGUGGUCGCCGCCGCGACGGUGAUGGCCGCGGCGGCGCCGCCGUCGGUGGCGAUGACGGCGAGCGAGCGGUCGUGCUCCACCUCGGACUCGUCUUUGAGUUACUAGCGUUAUGGCCCAAAAAGAUUAAUUCGUGGUGUAGUGUAGUGUAAUACAAACUUCAUGCACUGCACAUUUUGAUGCUUAAAUUUAACUCGUAUUUUAGGACAUUUUGAUGUGCCAUUUAGUGUUAGCACAAUGCUUUUUUUGAAAUUUCUCUCUUGAUUAAUCGAGUGGAAGAAGAUGCAACGAAGUAUCAAUGUAUACAUAUAUAUGUUUUUUUUUUCAAAAGCCAUGUAUAGUUAAAGAGAAUGUCUGUAAAAAGAAGUAUGAACUACUGGGUUGGUGAAAGUCAGUGCUAA